UUAAGCCAGACUGAUUCACAGAAACUCCUUUAAAACACAGGGAAAAGAAACCGCCCAUCACACACCCCAGCACACCAGCGGAGAAAACUUAUAACCUCGGGAGGCAGGUCCCUCCUCUCACUGCGGUCGCAUACCUCCAGAAGAGCGGACCAGGCAGCUGCCAGCUCGCGCCACUUAGAGUGUCUGCCUCUCAGCCCGGGAUCUCCAGAACUCUCUUCACUAACGCAUCACUAGAAAAGCCAAGAUGUUGGUAUUACUGGCUGGCAUUUUCGUGGUCCACAUCGCCACUGUUAUCAUGCUCUUUGUUUCCACCAUUUCCAAUGUCUGGGUGGUUUCUGAUGCCCUCAACGCAUCCGUAGGUCUUUGGAAAAACUGCAGCAGUGACUGCCUUGACCUGUCAUAUGGGCACGAAGAUGCCCUUAAGAGUGUGCAGGCCUUCAUGAUCCUCUCCAUCAUCUUCUCUGUCAUCUCCCUGGUGGUCUUCGUGUUCCAGCUCUUCACCAUGGAGAAGGGAAACCGGUUCUUCCUCUCGGGGGCCACCAUGCUGGUGUGCUGGCUGUGCAUUUUGAUUGGAGCGUCCAUCUACACUGAUCGCUAUGCCAAUAACAAUGAAACCUUUGACAUGGACACCCACCAUGGCUACUGCUUCAUCCUGGCCUGGAUCUGCUUCUGCUUCAGCUUCAUCAUUGGCAUUCUCUAUCUGGUCCUGAGGAAGAAAUGAGGCUGAACCAGCAUUGGGGGAUACCUGGGGGGUGGGGAGGAAGAAGCAGUGGAAUCUGGGAGGGAAGAGGAAGUCAUUGUGUAGGAAAAACCAAGCAAAGGGAGGGGUCUGGGGAGGGGGAAGGAAGAGUGGGAGAGGCCCAAACCCAAACCAUUCCUGGAGAGAUUCUCUACUGUCAAGCUGUGGCCUUGGGAGAGUCAUUAGCUUGUGCUGUGAUGCUCCCUUGCUGUAGCCAGAGAACCUCUGUGUGGCUACCAGACUUGGCCUCUGCUGCCCUCAGUGGCAUGCACGGCCAGAGUCCCUUAGCUCCCCGCUCGCUGGCUCCACUUCUGAGGGUGAAUUCUGGGUCAUGCACUGAGGUUUUACAAACUUACUGCACCAAGUACAGAUGGCAAAUAGUGGUACAAGGUCUGGCAAGAGCAGAUCCUGUCUCUGGGUUGACUGCGCUAAGCCUGGAAGCCACCCUGCCUUCAUACCCAAGGCAAAAACAUUACAGUCUCAAAUGAAGUGCCUAUAGGAGGGCUUUGGCCAGAGAGCCACUAUGCCUCUGUGGAAUAGAUAUUUAAUUCUGUGGAAUUCAGUAGAAUCUGUGACAAAAGGGGAAGCAGAGAGAUACUUUACAAGGCCAAGUCCACUGGUGGGUUAGCUAAUCCAAGACAGAGAACUUUUCCCCAUGGAAGGAGUGGGGCAGAGCAGAACCCAGCCAAACCUCACAGCUGUUCCUCACAGGGACCUCUUCUCAGGGGCCCUGUUAGGCUCUAGCUUACAGCCAAGGCAGCUCUUCUGGAGUUUCUCUAGAGCCACUAAUGAUCAAUUCAGUGGCAAAGUAUCACACAACCUGUAGGAUCAAGGCCCACUCUUACCAUAGCACUAUAUUAGGGUUAUGCUUUUUUUUGGGGAUUUCCCUCAAUGGCAGGCAACAUUUCUUAUAAGUAACAGGAAAUGGAUGGAUAGGGCUCCUUGUGACAUGAUUCUGUUACUCUUCCUCUGGAUUUUAACUAUUCAGGAAGUUUUAUCUAAUUAUCCAGUUUGGAGAUUAGGGUUUCUAGGCUCAGUGGUCACUCACACUUUGACACUGGCUAAAGUGGUGACUUCUCAGAGGCCACAUUCUCUUCCCAGGGGAGGAAAUGACAAUUUAGGAGCUAAUACACUCACAAACCAAAACCAAUCAACAGGUCCUUGGGUGAAAGGUGCUAUAUAAUUGUGAAGUAUUAAGCAUACCAUAUUUCAGUCAUGAAUAAAACAGUGCUUGCUCCAGGAGGAGGGGAGAUCCCAUGAAAUUAAAAAAAAAAACAGGUGACGGGCAGAUCAUUUCUUUAAAAAGUACCAAAAAUGGUUGGGGUACCUGGUCAGACUGUAUUUAAGCUGUUCGUGGCCACAGGAGCCUUUCUUUAUAGGACUUAGAAGUAUAUGCUAUUCCUGGUUCUGCAGGCAGCUCUCCACCCCAGAGCAGCUAUUUUUUAAGCCAUCUCAGAUUCUGCCUAUAUGGUCCUUUGUGGGAGACAUUGUCUUUAUUGCCUGUAGAAGAUCUGCCCGAGGAAGAAUCUGAGACAUCUUGCCUAUUUCCUUUUCUCUAGUUUCCUCCUCUCCCAUUUCUUCCAUGCCUUUCUUUCUUGAGGAGUUGUUAUGCCAUAAUUGCUGAUAUUUAUAUAAAGGGACUAUUUACUAAGUAUAUUUCUUUAUGCUUAUUCUGGUUAAGGGAAUGUUGAAGGCUGUAUUAUCUGGGCUGAGAGUAGAGAGAUCAACCGGAGAAGAAGCCAUGGAGUCGGGAAACUUUAAAUUAUGAUUUGAUUAUUAUGUGGCUAUAGAAGGCUGUAUUAUGAGCAAAAAACAUACCUACUUAUCAGAUAUGUCCAAAGAGAUGCUCUCAUUUUGUUAAAAAGUUCAAUUAUGACUGGAGUGAACCAUUUGUCUUUUACUUUAUUUUUUCUGUGACAUUUAUGUGUCAUGUAGUUUGCAUUGCAUUGGUGGGUUGUUCUAGUACUGUAUUUGGCUUCUUCAUUAAUAGAUUAUUUCAUAUACUAUAAUUGUAAAUAUUUUGAUACAAAUGUUUAUAACUCUAGGGAUAUAAAAACAGAUUCUGAUUCCCUUCA
This is a messenger RNA of Octodon degus (degu), 2814 nucleotides long. RefSeq names its product epithelial membrane protein 1 (gene Emp1). NCBI's taxonomy places the organism in Eukaryota, Metazoa, Chordata, Mammalia, Rodentia, Octodontidae. The record is from RefSeq and is a predicted model, not a curated record. The transcript has 5 exons. Bases 245 to 721 code for a protein of 158 amino acids. Gene Ontology annotation, cellular component: plasma membrane.